AUGAGGCAAUUGUCGAUAGCUUUGCUGAUUUGCUUGCUCGGAGCUGGAUCGUCGGUUUUCGGUAGUCCGGUUGAGGAACACCGGAAUGGGCGUGUGGUUGGCGGAGAACUGGCUACCGUAGGCCAGUUUCCAUACGCCGUAGGUCUGGUGACCCACGGAUCGUCGAUACUAUUCAACGGUCGCUGUGCUGCUUCGUUGAUCUCGGCAAACUAUAUCCUCACCGCGGCGAGCUGUGUACAGAGUGCCACCUCCGCCUUUGCCUACAUCGGUGGGUUGCGAAUGGAUGACGCAUCGGAACCGGGCCGCGAGAGGCUCCUGGUGGAACGGUUCGUGCUGCACUCGAGCUUUGUCGAUGGUGGGGAGAAUUUCGAUGUAGCCCUGGCCCGGCUGCCGCGCAGUGUUACCUUCAGCGACCGCAUUCGACCGAUUCGGCUACCGAACAAGCGGCAGGUGCAGGCCACCUUCGCCGGGCAGCUUGGUACGGUGUUCGGUUGGGGCCGGUUUGGAUCGGGCAUAAGUAACUCGGCGGAACUGCGGUUCGCUAGGGCACCGGUACUGACCAACCUGGCGUGCCGUCUCAACCUGCCCACCAACACCAUCUCCGAUGCGCAUAUGUGCACCGAUGGGGCGCUGGGUGGACCCUGCCCCGGCGAUAAUGGAGCACCGUUGACCAUCGUCGAUGCCGAUGGUGUCACCACCCAGAUUGGUGUGUUUUCGUUCAACUCGAUCCUGGGAUGUGAGUCCGAUCGGGCAGCCGUAUACACGCGCAUGUCUUCCUAUCUUGAUUGGAUUGGACAGAACUCGGACGUCGUGAUCCGUGAAGACUUCUAA
This is a messenger RNA of Anopheles coustani, 831 nucleotides long. RefSeq names its product collagenase-like. The record is from RefSeq and is a predicted model, not a curated record. Gene Ontology annotation, molecular function: serine-type endopeptidase activity. Gene Ontology annotation, biological process: proteolysis. The coding region runs from base 1 to 831 and encodes 276 amino acids. Lineage: Eukaryota; Metazoa; Arthropoda; Insecta; Diptera; Culicidae. The transcript has 2 exons.